AUGGACUCAAAGUAUCUAGGAUAUAUUGCAUGUGAAGAAACAUGCGGCGGUACUGUCUGCGGAUGUCUUCUCCCGAUGCCAGUAUGCUCAUUCUUGCGUCUGGCACAAGUACCAAGUAAGUUAGUGUUUGAAAUAGUGCUCUACAUGGAGUGGACGCCAACAGUGCAGGUUGACAUUGAAAUAACGAUGUAUAACAGAGGAAAAGAAAAAUCGAUAAUUCUGACACCCUAUGUCACUCACAAGUACGAUGAGCUAUCGAUUACCGCAGUUUCAAUUCAAAAACCAAAUUUUCCUCUAAUGGACAGAAGAUUCGCUGUUUCCGAAAACGAUGCACUAAUGUUGCCAAAUGAUUUUAGUCUCCCUGUGGAAUGCGAGUCAUAUAUCCAAGCGAAAGAAGAAUUUUCAAAAUGCAAAAAUCGCAUGGUUUGUACUUGUGAAAAUCUAAAGCCUCCUAGAGGAUGCAAGUGCCCACUAGGUUCUAUUAGGAACCUGCGUAAAGAGAUCACCAAUGUACUUCCCUCUGGAACCCCAUUCACAGAAAUAAGGUUAGAAGAAGGAAAUAUCAACGCCUAUACUCACCAACAUGAAACCAAUAUUGUUAUUGAGUCAAGCCCUAUGUUCAACAGCGCACAUUACAUCAUAGAACAAUCUUGUGGUAUAACAUUUGAAGAAAUAAAAGGCUGCUAUAAUUGUCUUGAAGGAGCACAAGUUAAAGUCUCGUGCAUAACUCGCAUUAAUGCCUGGGCAAAUUUCAAGUGUUCUUCAUCGAAUGUGGGCCAUCGAACAAAAUUAAUAUAG
Necator americanus (New World hookworm) is the source of this 798-nucleotide messenger RNA. RefSeq lists its product as uncharacterized. The coding region runs from base 1 to 798 and encodes 265 amino acids. Lineage: Eukaryota; Metazoa; Nematoda; Chromadorea; Rhabditida; Ancylostomatidae. The transcript has a single exon. The record is from RefSeq and is a predicted model, not a curated record.